This is a messenger RNA of Diceros bicornis minor, 959 nucleotides long. Its product is annotated as olfactory receptor 7D4-like. The record is from RefSeq and is a predicted model, not a curated record. NCBI's taxonomy places the organism in Eukaryota, Metazoa, Chordata, Mammalia, Perissodactyla, Rhinocerotidae. The coding region runs from base 4 to 942 and encodes 312 amino acids. Gene Ontology annotation, cellular component: membrane. Gene Ontology annotation, biological process: G protein-coupled receptor signaling pathway. The transcript has a single exon. Gene Ontology annotation, molecular function: olfactory receptor activity; G protein-coupled receptor activity.
UAUAUGGAAGCGGGGAACCACACAGCUAUUUCAAAAUUCAUCCUUCUGGGACUUUCGGAAGAUAUGGACCUGCAGUCUCUCCUUUUUGGGCUGUUCCUCUACAUGUACCUGGUCUGUGUUAUAGGGAAUCUGCUAAUCAUCCUGGCUAUCAUCUCUGACUCCCACCUCCACACUCCCAUGUACUUCUUCCUCUCCAACUUGUCCUUCACUGACAUCUGUUUCACCUCCACCACCAUCCUCAAGAUGUUAGUGAACAUCCAGAUGCAGAGCAAAGCCAUCACGUAUGAAGGCUGUCUCACCCAGAUGUAUUUUUUCAUGAUUUUUGCUGGGCUAGAUAAUUUGCUGUUGACCGUGAUGGCCUAUGACCGGUUUGUGGCCAUCUGUCACCCCUUGUACUACACGGUCAUCAUGAACUCUCACCUUUGUGGUCUCCUGCUUCUGCUUUCUUGGUUAAUCUGCCUGACAUAUUCUUUGUUGCAAAGUUUGAUGGUUUUGAGGGUGUCCUUCUGCAAAGAGACAAAAAUCCCCCACUUCUUCUGUGAACUUGCUCAGGUCCUCAAGCUCGCCUGCUCUGACACUCUUGUCAACAACAUCCUGCUAUAUUUUGUAACCGGCCUCCUAGGUGUUAUUCCUCUGACUGGGAUCUUUUUUUCUUAUUCUAGAAUUAUCUCCUCCAUAAUGGGCAUUUCAUCUGCUGGGGGGAAGUAUAAAGCCUUUUCCACCUGUGGUUCUCACCUCUCAGUUGUCUCUUUGUUCUAUGGUGCGGGCCUUGGGGUUUACCUCACUUCUGGAACAGCCCACCCCUCCAGAAAGGGCUCCAUAGCCUCAGUGAUGUACACAGUGGUCACUCCCAUGCUGAACCCCUUCAUCUACAGUCUGAGAAACAGGGACAUGAAGGCGGCUCUGAGGAGACUCUUCAGUAGAGGAGCUUACUCUCAGUGAGAUCAUCGAAGUUAAGG